AUGCGUGCUUAUCGGUUUAGGAAAGCAAGCCAAAAGCAGCUACCUCCCUGUCGCUCUGAGCAUGACCUGUAUAGACUGGCAAAAUUAGGAGGACCACAUCAUAUGAGAGCCAGUUGUUCUAAAGUUGCUAUCAAGAAGUUGAUAACUACGAAUAAAAGGUGA
This is a messenger RNA of Dovyalis caffra, 162 nucleotides long. NCBI's taxonomy places the organism in Eukaryota, Viridiplantae, Streptophyta, Magnoliopsida, Malpighiales, Salicaceae. The record is from the annotation of a GenBank genome assembly.